This is a messenger RNA of Coregonus clupeaformis (lake whitefish), 1092 nucleotides long. RefSeq lists its product as uncharacterized. The record is from RefSeq and is a predicted model, not a curated record. Bases 186 to 779 code for a protein of 197 amino acids. The transcript is spliced from 5 exons. NCBI's taxonomy places the organism in Eukaryota, Metazoa, Chordata, Actinopteri, Salmoniformes, Salmonidae.
UGCAUCCAUCUCAUUUUUGAGUGGAGGAAGUAUUUCUUUCGAUUUAAACAACUCUUCUUUGGAAAUAAAAACUGAAAAUACGCUAUUACCUAGCCCUAGCCUACCUCUUUUAAAACAUCCUGUUUAUAACCGUGUGGUUAACUGCUACUGUAGAGCAGGUCUUCUAGUCAUUACUGCUGGAGAAGAUGUGUAAGAGAUGCCCCUAUGUUGAUUUGGGUUGGGCAGUGUAUAUGAUGACCAGUUUAGUCCUUUCCGAGAGUCUACUAAUAAUCCAAGCAGACUGCAAUGAAGAUAUUUAUAUGAAGUGUGAAGCUAUCCAGGAUAAGAGCUAUCGAUCCAUUACAUGGUAUAAGCUGAACAACCGGACUGGUAUUAUCAGAAGAAGUGACAAUGAGAAGCCACAGUCAUAUGAAUUUCCCCGACCUGCCAGGUUUGGAGCGAUGGACAGUCUCAUUCUUCCCAGAGUCAGACCUGAGGAUGCAGGGACCUACCAGUGUCUCAUCAGGGCCAACAUAGGACAGACCAACAGAGUCUCAAAUGUCACCCUCAAUGUAUCUACAGAUUGUGUGAUCCAGACUACAGUGGCAGUGACAGCAUGGCAGGACGUGACUCACAGUACCCCACUGUGUACCAUGCACGUGGUGGAGGUCUCUGUCAUAUGGACUUCAUGUGGAUUCUUGAUUCUUGGCCUUGUCAAAAUCGCUCUGUGUCUCACCUCCAUUGAGGUUGUUCGAAACAUCAAGAGGAGACAUAGCAGGGGAAGACAACAGCAGUGGUAAUGAAAAUGGUUGCGUCUUGGUCAACAGUUCUGAGUGCAGUGAUUUCAAAAACAUGUUAGGCGUAUGAAAACAUCUGUUAGAUAGUUAGCUACAGGUAGAUGCCAAAAUAAAGGAAACACUUGAGAGUAAAUGAGGGAUUCAAAGUAUAUUGGAAGCAGGUGCUUCCACACAAGUGUGGUUCCUGAGUUAAUUAAGCAAAUAACAUCUCAUCACCCUUAGGUUCAUGUAUAAAAAUGUCCAGUUGCCCAUUAUUUUGGUUACCAUGGCUAGAAGAAGAGAUCUCAGACUUUGAAAGAGGGGUCUCAAAGGAGUA